Molecule: messenger RNA, 4422 nt
Organism: [Torrubiella] hemipterigena
Lineage: Eukaryota; Fungi; Ascomycota; Sordariomycetes; Hypocreales; Clavicipitaceae
Source: the annotation of a GenBank genome assembly
GCGUCUUCAGGAGAAGCAUGCUGCCUGCCGUACGUCACUAAAACCGUCAAGCUGUCACCAACCAACUCCCUUCCAUCUCCCGUCAUCUAUUCCCUUCUCUAACCACGUCCCCUCAAAAAGCAUGCAACAGAGGCAUGUUGUAGGAUUACGCGUCAAAUAGAACAGGCCACUGAGCCGACUCCAAAUAUCAACAUGGCGGAACCUACGCUGACAACGACCGCGAUUGCGCGUCCCACUAACCGAGCCGUCGCCGUACUACUCAACGAAGCUGCUCUCGACUCGCCUACCUUUCGAUCCACGGCGCUACAUUUCGGCGACCAGAUAGACACGACCGAGAAAUGGCUUGGAGGCUAUGUUUCUUCAACGCUCAAGCUUGUCCACGACUUUGCCGCCCUCGACGAUACCAUAAACUCCUACCUAACCAAGACGAGCCCCUUGGCUAGCGACACCCUCCUCGACAACGAUUAUACACGCCUUGGCCUGAAACGGGUCAAUGACGGGUCACGAGAAGUCCUUACGCAAAUGCUUACUAGCAUGAAACGUAUGGAAUCUACGGUGGUUGAUCCUAUCCGAUCCUUCCUUACUGGAGACCUGCGAAACUUCAAGGAGAUUCGACGUACCUUGGAGCAGUCACAGCGAACAUACGACUCUACAUUAUCCAGAUAUGUUAGUCAGCACAAGACAAAAGAGCCUUCUGCUCUGAGAGAAGAUGCAUUUUCCGUAUACGAGAGCCGGAAAGCGUAUAUACUGGCCUCGAUGGACUACUGCCAGCUUGUACCACAGAUUCGAUCAACACUCGAUCGUUUGCUCGUCAAGGUAUCCAGCGAACUCUGGAAGGAAAUGAAGGGCUCUAGAGAUGCCGCCACGAAUGCCACCAGAUAUACCAGAGAGAUGGACCGCAUCAAAGGAUGGGCCAGAGGUAUGGAGUAUGCCGAAUCCGUCUUCACCAAGGAACUUCAAGCAGCGCGCCGUACCCUCAGCGAUAGCACUCUGGAACGAUUUAAGCCAUCUAGAGAGCUGGAUGAUUAUAGCACUUCGACGGUACCCUUUCUGAGUUCCCGUGGACCUGUCAACAUGAAGCCAGCCCAUCAAGGCAUCGUAAUAUCAGAAAAGCAGGGCUACCUUUUCCUUCGCGUUGCCACCAGCAAGCCCGUGAAAUACAGCUGGGUUCGACGCUGGCAUUAUUGUAGCGAUGGUGUUUUUGGAUGGCUUAUUCCUGGAGCUCAGGGUGUUUUGCAAGGUGACGAAAUUGGUGUUUUGCUUUGCAAUGCCCGACCUGCCGUUGGCGAGGAGAGGCGUUUUUGCUUUGAGGUUAAAACAAAGGAUCAGACUAUGGUUCUACAAGCUGAAAGCCAGACAGAACUGACAGAGUGGUUGGAAGUAUUUGAGGUAACAAAAAAGCGAGCGUUUGAGGCCAGCGCAAGUCGUGAUGCUGCAUCCUUGUCUGGCAACGACCCGGCAUUUUCCAUCACCCCUGCAAGUGCACCGGAAUUCUCGGCCAACUAUAUCGACACUCAGCUACAUUCUGUGGACGAGCCACCUGCUGGUUUAGAACGCUCUGGCACCCUUGGCAUCCCUGGCGAGGGUACCCUCGGCGUCCGUCCCACGUAUGAUGCAGCAGGUACCGUCAAUAGGAGGUCGUUUUCUGCACUCAGCAAGGAUAUCAGCCGAGAUGAGAGCGAAACGAGCCGAGAUCAUGCGGCGAGAAUCAUGCAAAAGCUUGAUCUGCAUCGCAAGUCGCCAGAUGCGGGAGCUGGUGGAAUCGCCAGCCUCAUCAACGCCAGCGCCGCCGUCCUCCCUGCUUACCCUCACCCAUUCCUAUCCCCUCAUACUGCUAAGAAGCUUCCAUCUGCGCUGCCAAACAUCGAUAGCAGCCGGCUAGGUUUGCUGGCGCCUCCCACUCUUGCAAAGCCUCCGGCUUCAACCAAUUUGAGCAAGACUGCCGUGCUCCUCGCCUCCGAGAGAGGGCCAAUCUCUGAUUCAAGAAAGAAGCUUCCUACUUCCAUCGUCGCAAAUUACUGGGGUAGUAAUGUUUGGGCUAGCAUCAACACCCCGGUUCAACCGGUGCUACCAAGGCUUGACGAUGACGACCCUAUUGGAGUGGUCCUUCCUGAAGGCAUGCACGCAUCUCUGAGCAUCUCCAGUGAUGAUCGAAAACCCAGUGAAGUGUUUCCCAACAACUACCCACCAGAAUUGAAGGCGCAACAUGCACAGUUCCGAUUACUGUUCCCGGAUGCGCCGCCAGAUGAUAAACUCGUGCUGGUCUUCCGCGCUUCCUGGUCUAGCGCCACGCCUCAAAACCCCGAUGACUACACUCUUGCUGGAAACGGUAGAGUGUACGUCACACAAGAAAAUAUGUACUUUUAUGGCCAACAGAUGGGCCUCGUUACAGCAUACAGCAUCAGCUUGGACAUUAUUACCGAGGUGGCGGCGGCAGCUGGCCGAGACUGCGAUUCGAUUAACCUCCAUCUCGGAGAGGAUACUAAUGAAACUGGUUACACACAGAUUCGAUUGAAGCUCUACUUGGACGAUCUCUAUCUGUUGCAAGGACGACUUAACUUAAUUAUUGACAAUCUCCAAGCUGAAGAGCCAACAGACACAUACACUUUAAUCGCGGCACUGAUCAACCUCGAGAAGGCCGAGUUUGAUAAGCCAAGUCCCAGUGUGGACAGCUGGGAGGAUGUCUCGCCGUCAACUCCAGCCGAUGGUACCUACUCUUCUCGACGCGACCUCAGUCGUAGCUACGAUUCGACGCCUCACCUGCGUAGGACGCAGUCUCGUCAAAAGUUGAUACCCAAAAUCCAGCUGCCAUCCCACCCAGUGAUCUUUGAGCCCGAGGAUAUGAAGGAAAUGGCGGCUGAGCGUCACUUUGAAAUUAGUGCAAAGGCAUGCUUCCACGUUUUGUUUGGCGACAAGAGCUUCGUCUUUCCCAAGCUAUAUUUUGAGCACCGAGCGAAGCAAAUCACUCAGGGUCCGUGGAUUCUUGUUGAUCAGGGUAAAAUGCGCCGAGACUUCCAAUUCAAAGUCGAGUAUGCCGAUAUGCUCGGCCGAUCAAAGACAGCCAAUGUCAACGAUUACCAGACAAUUGACACAUUCAACGACCAUGUGUCAUAUGUUGUCACUCAUAUGAAAACCGCAUGGCAUCUGCCUCACUCGCGCUCAUUCAAGUUGAUGACCAAGGUGGUCAUUACGCACGUUGCAAAGUCCAAGUGCAAGCUUGCUAUCUACGUCAAGAUUGACUGGUCAAAGGCACCAGCCCUGUCCAAGAACAUGGUUGAGCGUCAGGCUCUGCGCGACAUUGUCAGCGAUGCCGAAGAACUAGCAGAGCUGGCCACUGACCAGGUCCGAAAGCUUGGAUCUCGUAGCCGCACCAGUCGAGCCAUUCAGGUCUACGGCCACGUUGGCCAGCAGACGCAAGUCGUGGUCUUUUCACCAGGCUCUUCAGAUUCUGGCAAGAAGCAGGCAAUUAAGCCGAGAACAUUGACGUCAAUGAUCUUUGACACUGUGCGAUCCUUUGGAGAGAGUGCCAUUACAUCGGUAAUCAUGUGGAUCUUUGCCGCCAUCAAGACCAUCUUCGGGGUCAUUACGGGCCAUCGUCUUUUGGUUGUACUGCUCGUAGUGAGCGGUCUGCUUAACCUGCUUCUUGGUUCUACAGAAACAUCGACAUGGUGGAAGGAACGGCGUGCGGCCAAGUUUAUGCGCAAGAUUGGUGUUGGUCCAAACGCAAUGAUGAGCAAGGCGCUUUACAUUUCCGACUUGGACACUGCGUAUGGAACAGACGGCAGCUCCGUGCUGAUGCAACGCAACAGUACAUGCUUCAAGUCGUUCAAGGAUAUAUUCGCCGCGACCGAUAUGGAUGCGCCCUGGGAAGACGCCGGUGCAGCACUGACGUUACCUACAAGCCGGGCAACAGCGCAACGUCUAAGACACACUCGUCAACGACUUGGAGCGUACAGACACGACCUGGUGGUGGCGAUGCGCAUUGUCAACAGUAUGGACCGCGAGAUGAUGCAAUCCGAGUGGAAGAACUGGGUCAUGAAUGAGAAUGCUCACUGUGAUAACCUCAAGGCAGCUCUAUCAUCGUCGGCACCAGUCAAGCGACGAGGAGUAGAGUGGGAGGCGCAGAAGAUUCUUAAUGCUAUGCCUGCUGACCGCAAGAAGGCGGUCGAAGACUGGCAUAACGAGUACUGCCAAAGCUGCAGUGAAGACUUUUCAGAAGUUGUAUUGGGCAACAAGGGCAGCGUUUAAUGGGGAUGGAUGUAUAGCUGGUUGCAAACAACAAACUUGUAUUCCCACUUUUAUAGAAAAUGAUGAUACCUUUCGAUUAACGGAAAGACGUAUACCUUCUCUGAUAAAUGGGAGUAAUUGUUACUAUUUGGUUUAAUAACAAGUUUUGCUCAACAAUUUCAGUUUUAUAAUUGC